UCGCCAUCACCAACAUUAAGCCACAAUCUGAACCACUGUCCAGCCCAGUCAAUCCAUCCAGUCUCCGCCUCUCAGUACCUUACUCCGUACCGGUAUCCCAUUCGCCGUCCCUCCUCCUAAGCAGGCAGUGACAGGGUCCGUCCGUACGGUGUACGGAGUACGGACAGUGUGGACGGAUACCUGAUGGGAUUAUCGACAGGAAAGGGUAAAGACCGUCCGUACCUAAACUGUGGUCUGUAGGCACCGAAAUAAUUCAAUCCUUCUUCCCGCCGUCUCGGGUCUCUGCUUGGCUUAGGUUGGAUCUUUGGUCGCACCUGGUCCCUCCCCUACCAUACCUUAGCACCCCUCGGCCUCCAUCCACUCGCUGGCGCCCAUAUUCUACGUGCCUACGGAGUACGUUCUUGGACUUCCUUGAUGACCACGACGGGGCCCACGAGUGUUGGUUGCAAUCUUCUUCCCUCUUUUUACUUUCUUGCCUCGCACUUGUUUGCUUGCUUGCUUGCUUGCUUCCCUUCACUUCAUCAACAAGGCGGGCCAUCUCACGAAUAUUCCAAACCAACAAGCCAAAACGAGUGUUGGAACCAUCUAUUAUUAUCACAUCACUCACAUACAUACUUACGCAAGCAUCUCUAGCCGCGUAAUCGCUCACUUCAGCUUCUCUGCGCUGCGGACUGCGGUAUACGUACCCCCGUCCACGUCUAGCGACCACUCACAGUCGCACUUCACCCGCCAACUGAGCCCCGCCGCCCGCACAACCUGGCUCAUCCGCUUCCGAUAUUCACAACGCCGACCCCGAGUCCCGACUUCUCAUCACCACCUCCGGUCCUUGCUUAGAGCCGCCUUGCCAACACAAUCCCCGAUUAUGUUACUGUGAAGAGCUUCUCAUAGACGUGUUAUCUAAUUCUCACGAGCUGCGCUCACUUGCUCUGGCUUCGACUCCCUCACAUCUCACCCCCGCCUCGCUGGUGAGGGGCUCACCUCUUUGUCCUUAACCUGCACAGUGUUUCAAUCGCCAACAUGGAAGGCAUUCGUUCCACUGGCGGCUACAUGCAGCGGCGCCUGAGUCGUCUGUAUAAUGACACAAAGAAGUCUUCAGACUUUGUUCAGGAACCAGUCAAGGCCCCCGAGGACCCUGAAAUCAAGUCGCUGUUCAGAAAGCUCCGCAUCCAAAAGGACCGCGUAUCGACAUGGGGUAUCGAGUGGACAGAUCCUAACCAGUCGGAUGAGAUUGAUAGCUCACUAUCAAAAGCCGGCCUGAGUGAGGUUGUUCACAGCAUCCUCUCGACUGUUCGAGAGACGCUAUCAGAAUUGGAUGCGCUAUGGAAGAGCUACACCAACCCGCUAGGCACCGUCUCAGAAAAGUCGGCAGAUCGCAAGACCGCCUUUGUAACUUGGGACAAGGCAGUAUUCGCAGAUGCCAUUGGAGACCUCACUCAGUCCGUCGACACACUUUACGACCUUUCUAGAACACGCUCCUCUGCCCAGAUGUCGUCGCGUUCCAAGCUUGAAAAGUCCAUGGCUUCCACUGAGGAGCUGCGGCCUUUUGAGUCCACCAGGAUGCAGACGCCUCAAGAAAUCGACCCGACCACAUUAACAAACAUUCGGUCCAUGCAGGCGGAGCCCAUGACAGAGUCGAAGGUUAACCUUCCUCCACGCGAUAUUGUCUUCAUGAGCAAGCAGGCCUGGUCGGAUCUAUCGCAACACAUUGGUCGCCAACCCUUUGCGCCGCUCUUGUUGGAGUUUGCAACGUUCGACUCCAUGUACGCCAUCACGGGAAUCAUGCCUCCCAUGUCACGCUUUGAGAAGCUGUCGGCCGGCUUGCAGCAGGACUCGCAGAGGGCCCCGGGUACUUGGAUCGGUCUGCCGAGACUGCUGGGUUAUUUCGAGGAUUUGGAGCACGCCCGCCUUGGACUCGUCUAUCACUUCCCGCCCAACUUCAACGCCGUCUCUUUUGAAAACUUUACGCAAAAUCCUCUCUACAAUGUUUGCACGCUCGCCGAUCUGUUGUCGCGACCAGACUUUGAGCCGACCUUGGAGGCCAAGUAUCGCUUGGCUUCCAAUCUCGUCAACACCGUAUUCGACUUGCACGCCCGAGGCAUUACCCACGGCUGCAUAAUCGACAAGAACGUAUCUUUCUGCAACAUGUCUACGCCCGACUUGACCACGGGUCCCGGCGAGGUGGACAUUCGUCGGCCUCUCAUCUCAUCCUUUGAUCUGUUUCCAGAUGCUCCAUCAGAUGAUGAACCAGUCUCGCCAUCGCUGCCCCUUUUUCGACACCCUCUGGACCCUCGCACCACCCCAGCAUCACCCAUCAACGACAAGAUGGACUCUCGUAUCCUCGAUCUGUACUCUCUCGCCAUGGUUCUGUUGUCUAUCGGUCUUUGGACGAAGCUCGAUAACCUCGUGCCCGAUCCGAAUCAGCCAAUUCCUGAGUCAGUAUUGAACCAGCUAGGAAUUCGUUGCUCUACCCUUUACAAGAGGGCUGUAGAGACCUGCUGGACGGCGGUUGAUAUGUCGCUUCAAGGGAAUACCUCUGACGAGGAGCUUCUCUCGGCCGUGCAGGUCAGCGUGACGCGCUACCUAGACUCGUGCGCCAUUCUAGACAACAUUAGUUCUCUUGAAGACCGCCUCAACCUCGACCUUGGGAAGAAGACUUCCGUGUCCCCUAUCGGCACGCCCACUCGUCAGAGCAUCUCAGGGCCCUCAAAGGAGGCCAAGGUGGUGGCGACCCGACCGUCCGUCGACACUCGGGGCUCCUCGGUUGAUACCAAGACGCCCAUUUCGGAACCCAGCUCCGCGCGCCGUUCAUACCCCUCUGCUGCAGAUGAGAAGCGGCAGCUUGCCAGGCAAGAGGUUCAAACCGGCCCAGUGGAGCUCCCUGCGGAGUCAAAGCCUGCCAAAGCACCGUCUCCCAAAACCCGUCUCUACCCGCAGAUUCCCUUGCCUCCCGAUGCUGUGGAGAAGUGGAACACACUUGUGAUGCCUCAAGUCAACCAAGCACUGCGCCACUUUUACCGCAAAAACCGCGAGGAGUCGGUCGAAGUUUCGCUCGAGUCCAUCGGCAGUUCGCCAACAAGAACACAGCCGACGGUUCUGGUUGUGUGCACGUCUGUCAGCAAAGUCAAGGCCAUCCUGACGCGCAAGUUGGGCGAGCUUUUCGAGGGCAAGUCUGGGUUCGGGUUGAAGGUUUGCAAGGGACAGGUCCUGAGGUCACGAAAGCAAGGCGGCGACCCCAAACGAAGCGCAGCACAGGAAGAGGACGAUGAUGACGACGCAGUCAAGGCAGCCAACCCUGAUUUUCAGGCGCGCCCAAGCAAUGGCGCAAGUAUCGGAGCUUGGGUGGGGGACCGCCACCUGCCGCCCGUUAGCUUGGGCGGCCUUGUUCUAGUCGACGACAAGCCGUAUGGGAUGACGGUCCAUCACAUGCUGGACGAUCCCGAGGAGAUUUACAAGCAUACGAAAGCCCAGGAUCCGACCAUGCGUAGUAUGGCGAGAGAUGCUGAAGACGUGCGUUUCGACUGGUACGCAGAGUCGUCGGCAGAAAGCAGCGGCGGAGAAGACUACGCUUGCGAGUUUUCGGAAUCAGAGGAGUCCGUAGCGUAUUCGGAGACGGACGUUACUAGCGAUGCGUCAGAUGAGGAGGAUAGUGGUGACGAGUCGGAAGGCGAAUAUGACCAGCCCGGCGAUAUUCCUGGUGUUGAGCCGGGCUGUGGCGACGGAUACAUCAUCACGCAGCCCGCCAUGGACGACGUCGACGAGGAGUUUUAUGCUUCAGCAGAGACAGCAAACGAAGAUCAUUUGGACAGCUUUACCGUUGGCGAGGUUUACGCAUCGAGCGGCAUCAAAAGGAGGGAGCAGAACGGACUGAUCCACGAGAUUGACUGGGCCCUUUUCGAAUUCGCCGAGGAGAGACUACCCGAGGACAACUCGAUACCCAGAAUCCAGAGCAAGCAGCUGUCGCCUUCGUACGGGAAAUUCCCAUCAAAGCAGGGGAAGGUUAUGCACCCCAUGACCGUUGCGCCUACCACAGCGCUGCCUGGCCUGGAAGUGCAGUGCAUGGCGCGUACCAGCGGCCUGCAGACGGGUCUCAUUCUGCCCGCCCUAACGAGCGUCAAGAUCUUUGGGCGGACGACGCCUAGCCACACGUACCAGGUCAGCAGUGCCGCUACCGAGACGCCUGCCGAGUUGACUGGCGGUGGCAAGAGGCAACCCAUGGGUAUCCCUGGAGACAGCGGCGCUUGGGUUGUGGAGCGCGCCCACGGGCGAGUUUGCGGGCACGUCUUGGCGUGGAGCGGGCGGAAGCGCGUUGCGUAUAUUUGCCCGAUGGACGUCUUGCUUCUGGAUAUUGCGGAGGCUCUUGAGGCACGCGAAGUCGGUUUACCCGGCGGCGAGCCUGUUGUGAGUCUGAAAGGGCGGGACGAGGAGGACGAGGAAGAAGAUGGGGGGACGUAUAGAGACGACGAGCCUUCCUCAUCUCCUUUUUUAGACCCCAAAGAUGAUGAUGAUUUGGAUGUUGUUUCUGAAGAGGGAGACGAUGACGAGCUGCCUGUUCUUGUUCGCUCACGCGCCCCUCCACGAGGACGCGGUACGAAGAAGGAAGAAGGCCAACAACGCCACGACCAAGACCAGAAGCAGGAGGAAAUGGGCCAUGAGCAAGAGAAGAAAAAGCAGGAUGGCACAUCGCAGGAGCGGGAAAAGUUUUCAUCGGGCGAGAAUCAUGAUUUAUCACGCAGGAUGGAGUCUAUGGGCAUUGGCAGGAGUCGCAUGGGCGUCGGCAUGUGUAGCUGACUGGCUGAGGGCCUCGGGGUGCGUCCCGCACCCUGUAUUCGGAAUACCCC
Molecule: messenger RNA, 4838 nt
Organism: Colletotrichum scovillei
Lineage: Eukaryota; Fungi; Ascomycota; Sordariomycetes; Glomerellales; Glomerellaceae
Product: HET-s/LopB domain-containing protein
Exons: 2
Coding region: 1018-4788 (1256 amino acids)
Source: RefSeq, a predicted model, not a curated record